AUGCCUCGCCGUGAAAUUCCCGAUUUCCGCCGUUGCCCUAAAACGGCCAGAGAAAAUCUGUUGGCAAUAGAUUCCCUAAUUAACCAAGUGACGCUGUGCUCUAUCGACGUCAACGUCACUGAAGAUGGAUGCGGCGGCGCCGGCGCCGUCGGAGAUGGCGCAAGGGGACAGUUGCGGUGCGAAUUGUGCUGUAGACGGCAGAGACGAUUGGGGAAUCUCUCUUCUCUGAUAUGCUUCAAGCUGCGGACCACGCGAGAAAGCUAUUCCGUUGACGUAAACGGCACUCAAGACGGCGGCGUCGACGCGGAUGGCAUAGCAGACGAGUGCGGCGGCGCGGCGGGUCGUGCUGUAGAUGGCACCAUAGACGAUUGGGGCAGAAUUGCUAGGGAAAAUGAGAGUUCGGCUCAUGAUGAGGUGAUUGAAGGCUUUAAUCCGGGAAUUGUUUGGAAGAAGCUGGAGGACGAGUUGGCGUUUGUUAUCGAGAUGUUGGAGGCUUGGCAUGCUCCGAACCUAUUCCACUUUUACGGGGUGGACAAAAGUGCUAAAGACGACGACUUGAAGAAGGCUUACAGGAAGCUUGCCAUGAAAUGGCACCCUGACAAGAACCCCAACAACAAGAAGGAAGCUGAGGCCAAAUUCAAACAAAUUUCUGAGGCUUACGAGGUUUUAAGUGAUCCACAAAAGCGAGCAAUUUACGACAAAUAUGGUGAAGAAGGCCUCAAAGGCCAAGUGCCGCCACCGGAUUCCGGCAGUCCUGGUGGUGCAUCAUUCUUCCAAACGGGAGAUGGGCCGAAUGUAUUCAGAUUCAACCCCAGAAAUGCAGAUGAUAUUUUUGCCGAGUUUUUUGGAUUUUCGAGCCCGUUUGGAGGGAUGGGCAGUGGUAAUGGAAUGAGGGGUAGUUCAAGAUUUUCAGGUGGAUCAAUGUUCAGUGAUGACGUUUUUAGCUCUUUUGGUGAGGGUAGACCUAUGAGUAUGGGUCCAAGAAAGGCUGCACCAAUUGAGCAGAAAUUGCCUUGCAGCUUGGAGGAACUGUACAAAGGAGCCACGAAGAGGAUGAAAAUUUCUAGGGAGAUAUAUGAUGCCAGUGGGAAAACCUUACCAGUUGAAGAAAUCCUGACUAUUGACAUAAAACCCGGCUGGAAAAAAGGGACUAAAAUCACAUUCCCAGAAAAAGGAAACGAGCAGCCGAACAUCAUCCCUUCAGACUUAGUCUUCAUAAUUGAUGAGAAGCCGCACAGCGUGUUCACUAGAGAUGGAAAUGACCUUAUCGCCACUCAGAAAAUAUCUCUAGUCGAGGCUUUAAUGGGCUACACAGUCCACCUCACGGCCCUUGAUGGUAGAAAACUCACCAUACCUAUAAACUCUGUGAUUAAUCCCAACUAUGAGGAAAUCGUGCCUCGAGAAGGUAUGCCUAUUCCUAAGGAGCCUACCAAAAGGGGGAAUUUGAGGAUCAAGUUUGACAUUAAGUUUCCAACUAGGCUGACGAGCGAACAAAAAUCUGGCAUAAAGAAAUUGCUUUCGUCGUGAGUAUUUUUGAGGAAAUUGAUUUUGUAUUUUGUUUUGUAGAUGUUCUGUUAUCAGUUGUGGUGUUCAUUUUGUUGUGUUUCUUGGUCGGUCUAUUUUCGGGUAUAAAAUCGGUGUUGUGAGUGCCUACAGUUGCAGCUCAUAACCAUAGCUUAUAGUAAGAAAGGGAGUUGGAGGAUUAUGGAGAUGCUUGUAAUUAGAACUUAGAAGGUAUAAUGACACAAAUUUGUAUCCAUGAAACAAUAUAAGGGCUUUAUAAGGUCUAAUACUCAAUAAAUCGUCUUGGACUUCUCCUAA
Messenger RNA from Striga asiatica, 1821 nucleotides. NCBI's taxonomy places the organism in Eukaryota, Viridiplantae, Streptophyta, Magnoliopsida, Lamiales, Orobanchaceae. The record is from the annotation of a GenBank genome assembly.